CUCCAAGAGACCAUGCUUGGUUGAGGUAGCUGUAACAACACUUAUUCGUCUCUUCAGGACUUGUCGAAUCGCCAACAAUAGUUUCCCUCACCGAACAAGCCCUUCGCUAUGCCUUCGGAACAGACAACGGCAGAUUCUAAAUUUCGUCAACACGAGAUCCACUUUUGACCGUUCAACAAUCAGCCAUUUCUACUUCUAUUCUGCUUGCCUUCACACAUAGUACCUUUGGCAAGGCAUAGCUACGGGACAGGAUGAAAACAUCGGGUGGACAGAUCUAUGACUUGUAUUAUGGAACUUCUUCUACGACGAGUGUGGGGGCACUUUGGAUUGGAUGCUUCCUCGUGCUACUUUUUGUUGGAAGGUCACUCUAUCUACUUCGUUCUGUUCGUAAGAUUCGACAGAUGAAAGAUCCAAGAACGGCAGCAAGUAGUUUCCCGCACUCUGGAUCAUCAGUCAAACCAACAACGAAACCACUCAAAACUUUGGUUGUCUUGGGGUCGGGGGGUCAUACGACAGAAAUGUUGUACUUGAUCCAAAAUCUAAAUCCUGAUCAUUACAGCCCAAUAGUCUUGACCGUCGCCACCACCGAUACUACUAGUAUCAAACGUGUUUCAGCUCACCCACAUGUGCUUCCUAUACAGGACAAGGAAAAUUUGGAGGAGAAUAGCAGCAGUAGUAGUCACAACGGCCAACGAGUCUAUCGAAUACCACGCAGUCGGGAAGUUGGUCAAUCUUACUGGUCGUCGAUUCUGACAACACUGUACAGCUUCGUCUUUGCAUUCUGGCUCGUAGGGUUUCAGGUAAGAGCGUCAAAUAAGUUAAACAAAACCUUUUCCUGUAUCGAUUGCUCGAGUGCCCUGAGCGACUGUUUGGUUUGUGGCUCAUCUAUCGAGAUUGACAUAUUCUAUGUUGUCUUUUUUUACCGAAUGUCCCUUUCUAUUUUCUAGGUUCAACCGGACCUGAUACUUGCCAAUGGACCUGGAACAUGUUUACCGAUUGCGUUUAGUGCCUUUUUCUUCCGCAUUGUUGGGUGGAAACCCAGAACAAGGAUUAUUUUCGUAGAAUCUUUUUGUCGUGUGAAGAGGUAAGGUAUUUUGCAGACUUGGCGCGCUUUUUCAUUAUUGUUCCCGACCCUGUUUGCUACGCUGCUAUGAUAGGCAAUGGAUUCAUCAUUUGACAGGCUCGUUGAUUUGUAUGGCCAUCUUUACGCUUCAAUCCCAUAAAAUUGGUGUCAUCGCGUCGAUUCACCCUGUCGUUCUGAUCUGUUGUACUUUGUUCUUUUAGUCUCUCGCUCACAGGCAAGCUCAUAUAUCCGAUUGCCGAUCUUUUUGCAGUCUGCUGGCAACAAUUACAUGAAAAAUAUCCUCUAACAUAUCUCGUAACAUCCUUUGUCCCAAAAACAGAGAAUGUGAACAAGAGCUAUACGAAAGAUGAAUAGAGUAGCAUAUUUCCCAUUUAAUUUUUUCUAUUCAUUUUCAAUGUUGACGUAGCAACUUGUAUCUGAUGGACAAUACAGAAUUCAGUGUAUCCAUCUCUUAUCGCGAUCAUUUGGUAGCUAUCGUCAUUCACGGCUGUUCGAUGCGUCGUGUCCAUGCGGAGAAAUUAAAAAUUGUGAUUUCAUUAAUUUUUCAUGGAAUAACCUUAUUCUCGAUUA
Pseudo-nitzschia multistriata is the source of this 1654-nucleotide messenger RNA. Lineage: Eukaryota; Bacillariophyta; Bacillariophyceae; Bacillariales; Bacillariaceae. The record is from the annotation of a GenBank genome assembly.